Molecule: messenger RNA, 1644 nt
Organism: Penicillium cinerascens
Lineage: Eukaryota; Fungi; Ascomycota; Eurotiomycetes; Eurotiales; Aspergillaceae
Product: putative MFS sugar transporter
Exons: 8
Coding region: 1-1644 (547 amino acids)
Biological process (GO): transmembrane transport; carbohydrate transport
Cellular component (GO): membrane
Molecular function (GO): carbohydrate:proton symporter activity
Source: RefSeq, a predicted model, not a curated record
AUGGGCCGCUUCGGGUCGCAGACCAGUACCUACAACAGGCUGGUGACGGUCUUUGUUGCCGUUGGGUCGAUGACCUACGGUUACUGUGCUUCUAUCAUCUCUAGUACCAUUGGCCAGCCAGGAUGGUAUAGUUACUUCGAUCUCCCCGCCGAGGGCGAGCCUGGUUACGACAGCAUUACAACCCCCGCCAUCUCGACGGCCAAUGGUGUCUUCAGUGCUGGUGGUGCUGUCGGCACCCUCUUUAUGAUGUGGUCUUGCGAGUUCUUUGGUCGCAAGGCCAACAUCCAACUGGGUGCUUUCUUUGCUAUGUUCGGCGGCGCCCUUCAGGGCGGUGCCAACUCUCUUGCAAUGUUCCAAGGUGGUCGCUUCAUCUGCGGGCUUGGAAUUGGUAUCCUGGUCACCGUCUGCCCCAUGUACCUCUCCGAGAUGUCGAGUGCCCUCCGCCGAGGCUGGCUCGUCGGUCACCACGCUAUCUUCCUUGUGUUCGGAUACAUGCUUUCCGCCUGGGUGGGAUUUGCAUGCUACUAUGCAGAGAGCUCCAUCCCGUCUUUCGGCUGGCGUUUCCCUUUGGCUCUGCAAUGCCUCCCGCCUUUGGUCCUGUUCGUCGGAUCUCCCUGGCUCCCUCGCUCUCCCCGUUGGUUGAUUUCCAAGGGCAAGUUUGACGAGGCUGAGCGUGUUCUUUUGCGUCUCCGGCAAUCUCCAGAUGACCCCGGCAACUUGGUUGCCAAGGAGGAAUUUUACCAGACAAAGGAACAGAUUCGACUGGAGGCCGAGAGAUUGUCAGAAUACGGAAAUGUGUGGAAGGCGGUAGUCAAGAAGAAGUCAUACCGCAAGCGCAUGGCUAUCGGUUUCCUUACCCAGUGGGGUGCUGAAUUUGGCGGUCCCCUGAUUAUCAAUAACUAUGCCGUUCUCCUGUACACUAACCUGGGCGAGAAGGGCAGUAUGCCUCUUCUCCUCAGUGCCAUCUGGUUGACUACUGCUGGUCUGAUUUACAACCCUCUGGGUGCCUGGUUGCACGACCGAGUCAAUUCUCGCCGUCGCAUGUAUAUGACUGGGUUUGUGGGCAUCGUUUGCACUACCUCGUGUCUCGCUGCUAUGACCGCUCAGUACGCUGGUACUACCAACAAGGUCGGAAACGGCUUCGGUAUUCUGUUCAUGUAUCUGUACCUGGCCUUCCAGGGAACCUUCUGCGACACUACCAUGUACCUCUACGUCUCGGAGAUUUUUCCUACCGAGAUUCGCCCGAUUGGCAUGGGCUUUUCGUUGUUCGGCCAGUUUGCUGCCACCCUCAUUCUCCUGGAGACUGCUCCAAUGGGCUUCAACAACGCUGGCUGGAAAUACUACCUGGUUAUCAUCUGCUGGUCCGCAUUCUUCAUUCCAAUCAUCUACUUCUUCUUCCCCGAGACCGCUGGCCUGACCCUCGAGGAAAUCGCCAAGAGCUUCGGCGAAGAGGUUGCUGUCCACCUCACUGAUGCGACGGACGAAGAAAAAGCCCAGCUUGACCACCAGUUCGCCCAGAACGAUGGCAAGCUUCCUGCCAACUACGAGAGCCGUGAGACUUCAAAUGACGUGGAGAAAGAUGACACCAUCCAGCCGUCGCCGAUGGAGAGUUCUGAGCAACACGUUCCGGAGACGCGAGAGUAA